Messenger RNA from Aspergillus alliaceus, 1813 nucleotides. RefSeq lists its product as uncharacterized. The transcript is spliced from 4 exons. The coding region runs from base 350 to 1150 and encodes 266 amino acids. The record is from RefSeq and is a predicted model, not a curated record. NCBI's taxonomy places the organism in Eukaryota, Fungi, Ascomycota, Eurotiomycetes, Eurotiales, Aspergillaceae.
AUUUACUUCUGCUCCUACCACCCUUACCCACAGAGUACGGUUCCUGCUUCCUCUCUCUCUCUCUCAUUCGCCAGAUAUUGUUACUGAGACUAUUGUUACCCCCGAUCAGCCUAUCACCAUCGGUGAGACUGCCUCCGGAACUCCCACUCGGCGACAUUUCGUGCCGGGCCACCGUCGCCGCUCCACGCACGUCACCCGCCAGGACCUGGACCGCUUCAGAAAAGACGUCUUGGGCAUUGAAUCUCCUGGGUUCGGAUUUGACGACGAACCGUCCCAACCAGCCGUAGACCCUUCCGUGGACCCUCAGCUGGAGAACCUCAAUCGUGAAUUUGAAGCCAUUUCACGGUCCAUGAAUAGUGCCUCUUCAAGCUACGUCGAAAACACGGAGAACCAAUCCAACAUGACCAACGUUCCUCGUCCGCCCAUGUCUCCCGCGAUGUCUCAUGCUCCUAGUCAGGUCAAUGGUGCUGGAAUAGCUGGCAUGAAUGCCGGAAUUCCGAUGAACGCGGGCCACCAAAUGGAUCUUCAUCAACUCUAUGACAUGGUCUUGGAGUUGAGCGACGUGCUGAAAAACAACCGCCAGAUGACCCAGAGUAUUGUUACUAGCGCUGAGGAGAUUAUGCGACGUUCUACUUCUGAAGGUGCCCCCCCUAACUUGCAGCAAGUCAACGGCGAAAUCGCAGCGGCGCGCAUAGCCGAACUGGAGCGUGCCCUGGCUAGGGAGAAGCGUGUGAAUGAGAUUUUAAGAAACGAGCAAAUGGAGAACACGAAGCUCAUCGGCGAGUACGAACAAGCGGUUGGCGCCAUGGUAGAGCAAAUUCGCACUUACUGCCAGAACAAUAACAUGCACUACUUGGCCCAGAAACGUCACUAUAACAACCUUCUUCAGGCAGAACGUGAUGCACACUUGGAGAGUCGCCUGGACUGCGACCACUGGCAUGCUCAAACUAUGAAGUGUGCCGAGAUGAUUCGCACUGCGUAUCGCCUGCGCUGCGAGGAGGAGAAUGUGCCGACUCGCAUCGUGGCUGGGCUUCAGAAUGAAGUCCGUGCCUAUCGUAACGCUCUGGGUAUGGAACCCGAAAAACCCGAGGAGGAAUAUGGCUGGGAGAUCUUGAAGGAUGUUCCUAGUGGUCUUUCCCCUGGGGAGUAGCUGGCUGUUCAGUCAGUUGCGCUUCUGUUUCUACUUGAUGAGCUACGACGAUUUCCUUCACAUAUUCUUCUGUUCUCUUGACAGGGCGUUUUGGAGCGGCUCUUGGGCGGCUACGGAAUUCCCUGCUGCAGAUACCCUUCACAUACUUUUUCUCCGUUCUGUAACCAUAGCUUCUUACCUCCUGCUGACAAGAAACAUGAGUCUGGAUAAUGCAUUCUUGGGGUGUCCGGUAAUGCUGGCCAUUAUUUGGAGAGCUUUGGGAAUAGCUGGCUACGAAGAUUCUACGUCUGGCGUUGGACAUUACUUACUUUAAUCUCAUCUCUGUAUGCGGUUGACUUGAGUCCCGCAUAUGAGAAACAUCUCUAUCUUGGUACGCUUUUCAUUUCCAUUCAACGUAAACUGUUCAAUCCGUAUAAAAAACCUCCUCCAACGGCUUCCACCACGAAGGUCCCUCAGCACUCCCUAUAGCCCCAGGCGUUGGACUCUCUUGCAUCCCAUCCGUAAUGGCCCACCACUCCCUCACCUUCGGAUUGGCCUUCAUGCGCUUCAUAUCCCCUUCAAAAUCCUCCCCGACAUACUUAAACGUCGCGAAUAAAGUCCGCUCAUUGUCAAAGAAUAUGGAAUAAUCUCGAAUAUUACAUUCCUUGAUCUGCUGGAGUACCU